AUGGAUUUCAUCAAGACCAGUUCCCUGCGUGCUCUGAUUGAGUUAACUUUCCAACGCAACUGGAACGGCCUAAUUUGGAUGAGUAGAAAAGGAGUUAUAACCAAAAGAGUGAAGACUGUCCAGACGGCUCUAUCGAGAAUCAGCGCCCAACCGCGCAGUCCGGCUGGCCGAGGAACGAUGUUCCGCGCUCGGCCAAAUCAUAUCCGUCCGUCUGAAGUCUCGGCCAAAGUCCAAACCGGCCGAUCACGCAACACGACCCGGGAAACAUUGUCCCGCGGUCGGCCAAGCCAACGUCACGCCACGCCGCGCACGACCAGCCGCGCGAGCCGGGAACAAGCCUCGCGGCCGCGCAACCCGUUCGCGUACCACGGCCGAUGCAUCCGUCCGAGCCGGGAAAGAACGUCCCACGUCCGGCCGAGAACAUCGGCCAAAUCUUUCCACCGACCAGCCGGCCGACCGUGA
This is a messenger RNA of Microthlaspi erraticum, 462 nucleotides long. Lineage: Eukaryota; Viridiplantae; Streptophyta; Magnoliopsida; Brassicales; Brassicaceae. The record is from the annotation of a GenBank genome assembly.